AUGGAGCAGUCCUCCGCUCAGAACCCUCUGCAGGGUCUUCCACAUGGUACAAGCCAUGAAUCAAUACCGCCUGAGUAUUGGAAUACCCUGGAUCCGAUCUACGACCCGCAGCUCCAGCUCCAGCAACCGCAAGGGCAAUCCUCACAAGCUCCCAUGGGAAUGAGUUGGGAGCACCAUAUGUUCCAGAACCCUCAACAGUCACAGCCGCAGCAGCAGCGACAGCAAAGCCAUUUGUCCUCGACCGAAUCCAACCAUGCCAUGUACAUCCCUGAGGCUUGGCAGGCCAACCCUCUGCAGGCUCCGGCACGAGGUUAUCCAGUUUCCUCACAAUACCAGUCUCACCCACAAGCCCCAGUCUCUCACUCUCAGCACACACCUCAAUACCAACAGGGCCAGAUGACCUUCGACUCGCGUGCCCUUAAUGCUACGGAGACCUCGACUUUCCCCUCAUUGAACUACCAACAAUACUACCCCCAGGAUUCUUUCACGGGACGUCCGCCCCUCCAACAGUCGCAAUCCACCAUAUCUCAAUUCCCUCUUUCUUCCGGGUAUCCCCCGGCUUCCUAUUCCAUUGAUCUCACCGACGACUUCCCCAGCCUUCAACCCCGCGUGCCGCAGCACAUCGACCCAGGGGCCGUCUUUCCAAAUCCCGAUCCUCAGAACCCCCGCCAACCGUCCCACAUCCAACCCAACAGUCUGUAUGGAGCUUCUGAAUUUCAACACGCCGAGCGAGAGGCAUUCAAUUUUUAUCAGAACGGGCUCUCUUUGCAACAGCCACCGUUUGGUACAACCCCCGUUAAUGCAGGACCAACGUUUGGUUAUGAUAGGUCCACUGGGCUCCCUCAACCCGAAGUGGUUAUCCCUGCGAAGAAGCCGGCCAAGAAGCCUGCGGCCAAAAAGACGGGACCGAAGGCACAAAAGAAAGUACAAAGUCAGGCGGAAAGUGACAGCUCUGACGAUUCGGAGCUUGAGAUCGAAGCUCCUGACGAACCAUCUCCUCUCCCACCCAAUCGCCCAAGUGACCCAGUCGAAGCUGGAAUAUAUGAUUCUAUGAAGGCUGUAUGGUCCCCCCGGAAUAAGUGGCCCUCAGCGGAUAAAGUGAAAGGAGCCUUGGUCGCUUUCAAAGAUGUCAUCAAAGUGCUACGAGACGCCUGGAAGGAUCUAGUACAGGCUAUGAAGUUGGCAGAAAACCAAGGAGAUGAUACCAAGGCAGCCCAGCUGAAGGAAUCAGUGGCUUUGCAACGCCGCAUUAUGGAUAAAAUUGUGGACACUGCCUUGAACGUUGGGCAUCCCACAAUCGUUGAGAAGCUGGGUGAGCAUCCUCUGGCUUUGUCAAUUUUUUACUCGUUUCUGGUAGACCGUUUCCAGGCUGCAGACUUUGAGGGCUCUUUGACGGUCAACAUUCUGAAGCUUCUUGUACGAUUCGUCACUGUCGACGAAGAGCUCCUUCAAAAAACAAACAUUGCCAAACUGCUCCCCAGAUUUGUUAAGAAAGGCGGACCAGCAGUCAAGGAACUUGCACAGCAGAUUCAGGAUAAUGCCGUAGCAUCUACAAAGCGGAAACAGCAGUCUGGUAAAGAAGAUUCUUCGUCCAAAGGGUCUGGUGCAGACUCCCCUUCAGCAGAACUCACGGGGGCUAAGCGUCCCCGUGAAGGUGAAAGUAACUCUCAACCUGCAACGAAGAGGAUGGUUGUUGGCUCCAAUACAGGGAAGCCUUCUACGGCAGCAAAUGGGUUGACUAAACCGGGCGUUCUAAAUGGAAAGCCAGCCAAUGCAGCAGCCCCGCGCCCGAGAGCCAAUAUUAUCGCUCCCAAGCCAUCAAGUCUCUUUGGUGCUUUGAGUUCUGCCUCCAAGAGACCAGGAACUACCAAUGCCGAGAGAGCGGCUGCGCAAGCGGCCGCGAAGCCUGCAGAGAAGAAGGAUAAACCGGUUGCUCCACCCCCCAAGCCUGCAUUCUCUUUUGGUGACAUUAUGGCCGAUCUCAGCAAACCAAAGGAGGUCGUCGUUGCCAAACCCGUUGAAGACAGCCCGCCAGAGACAGAAGAGGAGCGUGAAAAGAGACUGCGAAAGGAGGCGCGACGCAAGUUGCGUGUUACCUGGAAGCCCGACGACUCGCUCACUGAAGUGCGACUCUUUACUCAUGACCCCGAUGAAGAGCUUGGGCCUGGUGAUGGCUCCAUGCGCGGCGUUGGGGAUGUCAAGGGAGAGGGAAGCGUUCUUAAGCUUCACAAAGACAUGGAUGAGCUUGAAGAAGAAGACCUCGGUGGAAUUCGAGAGACCACUCUCAAUGAGUACAGUGGUCUCUCGGAAGUCGUCAUCGAAUCUGAGGAGCAAAAGGGGGCCAACUUCAUCAAGCGUGGAGGUGAACAACAACCUUCCAGCCCGGAGAAAGCAGCCCAAGAGCAUCGCGAGUCAACUACCCUCAUGGUGUUCUACACUUCCCCCGCGGAUGUUCCGUCCUCGCCCAAAGAACCUCCUGCGCCUGAUGCCGAAGAGAUUGUUCCAGACGAGGUUCCGUUCGGAGAAAUCCCAGACCACAUCAAAACUCGACAGGAACGGUACUUCUCUUUCAUGAAUCCGAAACCUGCCGCUCCCGCAGCAGCUCCCGGGCAGCCGAACUCCACCCCUGGUGGCAACUUUGACAUUUCCAACCUGCUCAAGAUGAUCCAGACUGGACAGCAGCCUCAGACCACUCCCCCUCCCCAGCCUCAGCAAACCCCGAUGUCUGACCUGGAACGGACAAUCAGCAUGUUCCGCCAGCAGCAGACUCAGCCUCCUGUCCAACCUCCCCAAAUUCCAGUCACCCAGGCGGCUCCUCAAGCGCCGGCGGCCGGCGGUGUGGACUUCACCCAGAUUCUGAACGUCAUGAAACAAUUCCAGAACCCUGCGGCAGGAUUCGCUCAACCUCAACAAACCCAAGCAAAUAUGGCGCCAAAUUUCGGCGCCAUGUUCUCUCAGUUCGCUGGACAAAACCAGCAGCAACCAGGUGGUCAUCCAGACCUCAACAGUAUCGAAGACCCAGAGCGCAAGCGAAUGUGCGAGACCAGCCAGUACGAAGACUCAUGGAGCCGAGGUAAGCGCACAAAAUCAGGCGACUCCAAGCCCUACAAAGUCGGAUUGGUCCCGUGCAGGUUCUGGGCUGAAGGCAAGUGCAGAAAAGGCGAGAAUUGCACAUUUCGCCACGACACCUAA
Messenger RNA from Penicillium atrosanguineum, 3192 nucleotides. RefSeq lists its product as uncharacterized. The record is from RefSeq and is a predicted model, not a curated record. The transcript is spliced from 4 exons. NCBI's taxonomy places the organism in Eukaryota, Fungi, Ascomycota, Eurotiomycetes, Eurotiales, Aspergillaceae. The coding region runs from base 1 to 3192 and encodes 1063 amino acids. Gene Ontology annotation, molecular function: metal ion binding.